AUGUACAACAACCGCGAGAACAUUACGUCGGAAAGUUUCUCUAGUGCGGAUACGUCGUUGCCACUGAACGAUGCCGAAAUCCGACUCAAUGUUUCGGUAUCGCAAUUGGAGAAACGCGGAAAGAUGAAGCACACCGAAAUUGAGACCUUCUUGACGAUUCAUAGAAAGAGUUUGAGCAAAGAAGAGUACGUGAUCGUGCAUCGAUCUCCGAAACUAAUGAAAGUGAGCGUGACGAGUCUGCAGAAGUUCCCUGAAAUCGUCAUUCCGCGAGAGAAACUUCUUGGUGGCGCUAACGACCGAUUGCUUCGAUUCUCACUUCGAAAUGCUGCAAACGGAGCCACAAUUGGUGAGGCAGAGGUCUACUAUUCGCAGUUGAUCAACGAUGGAAAAAUCAGUCUAAAGGUAAUCAGUUCGAAAUAUGAUCAUUUAUUAUUUUAG
This is a messenger RNA of Anisakis simplex (herring worm), 438 nucleotides long. Lineage: Eukaryota; Metazoa; Nematoda; Chromadorea; Rhabditida; Anisakidae. The record is from the annotation of a GenBank genome assembly.